Messenger RNA from Pectinophora gossypiella (pink bollworm), 1897 nucleotides. RefSeq names its product lysozyme (gene Llp1). The record is from RefSeq and is a predicted model, not a curated record. The transcript has 5 exons. The coding region runs from base 45 to 482 and encodes 145 amino acids. Lineage: Eukaryota; Metazoa; Arthropoda; Insecta; Lepidoptera; Gelechiidae.
AGUGCAGAACGCGCCUAACUGCAUCCCUACAUACAGUCGGCACAAUGGCGCGACCGUCGGAGCUGGCGCUGCUGAUAGUGGCGGUGGCUCUCGUCCAGUCCAGUGCUGUGCACGGCCACGCGCGGACCUUCACACGUUGCCAGCUCUCCAGAGAACUGCUGCGGUACAACUUCCCCAGAAGCCUCAUUGCGCACUGGGUCUGCCUGAUCGAGCACGCGAGCGGAAGGACAACAGAUAAGGUGACCAACCAUAACAACGCGUACACCAGCUAUGGACUGUUUCAGAUUAACAACAAAGAAUGGUGCAAGAAAGGGCGCAAGGGAGGCCACUGCAGUAUGAAAUGUGAAGACCUGUUGAACGAAGACCUGGCGGACGACGUAAGGUGUGCCAAGCGAAUCUACGACCGCGUCGGCUUCAAGGCCUGGCCCUCCUCCUACGCUUACUGCAAGGAGAAGAGCCUCCCUGACCUGUCUCGCUGCUAAAUCAAACUACCUCGUACCAUCGUCAUGCCGAAAAUAUGUACCGUCUAUUUCUAAUGCCGGUCGAAAUUGCAGUUUUCAAAAAAAGAACAUGGAAAUCAAAAAUAGAAUGAGUUUUGGUCGAUCGGCAAACAGUCAUAUUCAAUCAUUAAAUUCGAGUAAAUGGAAUUAUAAUAAUUAUCACAGAACAGAGAAGAUCAAUAUUUCUUUUGUUAAUUUUUUGGAUGCCAUACACUGUCAUUACGCGGCGAAUUCUUCUGGUGACGUCAUGAGUUCUUUUUUUAAAUGGAUAAACCAAAGAAAUAUGCUGAUAUGAAACAGCUUUCAAUUGUAAUAAGAACCCAUCUGAAUUUGCAAGCCUGUAUGUUCUGAAAUCAGCAAGCCUUGGAAAAAAUACAAGGUAAUAAGAAUCACUAUCUCAUUCUGGAUAUUUACAUUUUUAAUUACAUUCAUCUUAUGUGACAUUCCAUACAAUUCCGAUAGAUAAUAGAUAUUUUGAAAUUUAGUCUGUGUCAUUCAUCGUUAAGUAAUAAGUUAUUAUAAAUAUACAAUAAUAAGCAACUAGAUGUAAAAAAAGAGUGAGUGUUUAAGAUCACUCUUUUCCGGGUUAAGUGCAAAUAUUUUUAUAGUAAAGAAAUUCAACGUGUCUUUCUAUGUCUGUCUCAGGUUAACUCUUUUUAUAGAUAAUAGGUAAUAAAUAAAUAACACAUUAUUUUAUAAAAUAUAAUCUUUAAUUCAUAGUUUUUGGAGAGAUAGAAGAUACCGAGGCACUCAUUAUCUUGACAUUUAAAUACUUGCAAUAAAAUAGACCAUUACAUUAACGUCACUUUAUGGUUGUCUGGAAGAAAUCGUUUUAAGCGAUAAGGCCUCCAUUUACCAUGUACGUACCUAGUUUAAAUUGUACCAAUUUUCUUUUAUUUGGUGCAAAAAAGUAUAAUUGAAUUGACAUUGUUUCAUGAACCAAAAGUAUUUUGUUUAUGUUAAAAGAACGAAUGAAUUAAUAAGAAUAAAGCACCUACAAGGCAUACCUAUUUCAUCAAUGGUAAAAACAAUAUGUAGAUACCUAUAUAAUUUAAAAAAAGCAGAAUAAAUGUUGAAAUAGAAAGUGCUUUCUUCUACUUUUCAAAUACUAUCCUAGAAUUAGAAAUUAAAUAUCAACGAGUAAGUAAGUAAUAGUUACCAUAUUAUUUGUAUGUUUUCGUUUUUAAUAAAACCUAUAUUAUAUGUUAGUCUAGACUAUAUUUAGGUAACCUGAAUGAAACACUGCCGUACGUUUAGUGUUUUAUUACGACCUAAGCUAACUAUUAACUACCCAAAGAGGUUUUAGUUAAUUUAGCUUAAGUUUACCAUUUGUAUUAUUUUGUGUCGUUUACAACAUUUAUUUUGAGAAAGAAUAUUAUGUACAAUAUUAUAUUAAA